Messenger RNA from Exserohilum turcica Et28A, 792 nucleotides. RefSeq lists its product as uncharacterized. NCBI's taxonomy places the organism in Eukaryota, Fungi, Ascomycota, Dothideomycetes, Pleosporales, Pleosporaceae. The transcript has 2 exons. The record is from RefSeq and is a predicted model, not a curated record. Gene Ontology annotation, molecular function: structural constituent of ribosome. Gene Ontology annotation, cellular component: mitochondrion; ribosome. The coding region runs from base 148 to 792 and encodes 214 amino acids. Gene Ontology annotation, biological process: translation.
CCCGAAUCGACGCAUUGAGUUGCUGUCUCGACCUUGCCCGACUAAAAACCCACACACAAAGGCGCCUGCAGCGCUAGCGAAACCUCCGCAGGACCUCCGCAUCGACCGCACACGACCCAGAACACCACGACCGCAUAGCCGCCCGUCAUGGCGUCAAUAGCAACCAAAGCCAAGGCCAGCAGGCCAAUUGUCCAAGACUACUUUUCCAGCCACAAGGUCGGCGUUGUAGUCUCGGCGGGGAAGAUGUCCAAAGCGGUGCGAGUGCGCGUCGCACACCAGGAAUGGAAUAAGAAGUUUAGAAAACACUUCCCCGCUCCAAAGACCUACCUUGUUCGCGACCCCAACAACUCCCUUGUCGAAGGUGACAUUGUGCGCAUAACCUCCGGACACCGCACUUCCACAGCCAUUCGCCAUGUCGUAACCGCAAUCGUCGCUCCUUUCGGAGAGCCUGUUGAAAACCGCCCUCCGGUACUCUCCCAAGCCCAAUUAGACGAACAGCGUAUCAAGGAUCGGUUACUCAAGGAUGUGAGGAGCGCUGAGCGGGGGAGACAAGCGAGUGUGCAGAGAUUGGCACAAGCACGGAAGCAAGGAAUUGAGAUACCGACGCUACAAGAAGCCAUGGAGCGCAUGAGGGUGCACACAGAAAACGAAAAGGCGAGGCUGGAAGCGCAUGGCGGACAAGCUGGACAGCAAAAAACGGCAAACGAGAGGAGAGUUGAGGCGGGGAAAAAGACCAAGGAAGAAGUCAAGGCGGAAAGCAAAGUGAAAAACGCAAGAAAACAGACUGCAUAG